Molecule: messenger RNA, 790 nt
Organism: Rhagoletis zephyria (snowberry fruit fly)
Lineage: Eukaryota; Metazoa; Arthropoda; Insecta; Diptera; Tephritidae
Product: putative nuclease HARBI1
Source: RefSeq, a predicted model, not a curated record
UUGAAUAAGGAGUCUGCGCUGGAACUUCUUGGUGAAAUAAGUCCGUAUAUGAAGGAUGGUAUACGAAUAACUUUUGUACCAAAGGCUAUAGGGAUGGUAUCGGCAUUGCAUUAUUAUGCUACUGGAUCCUUUUUAAGAGAUAUCGGGCAAAAUUUGGUGUGUCCAAUAAGUAAAACUACGAUUUGCAGAUCUAUUAAUGAAGUGACUCUUAUUAUUCAAAAUAAGAUAAUGAUGAAAUACAUUAAAUUUCCAACUAGUUUGGAAAUGAAAAAUAGAAUUCGACAAAGGUUUUUCAAUGCUACUGGUUUUCCGGGCGUGAUAGGUGCAAUAGAUUGCACACAUGUUAAAAUAAAAAAACCAUCUGCGGAGGAUGAGUAUUGCUAUAUUAAUCGCAAAGGCUUCUUUUCAAAAAAUGUGCAGCUGAUUUGUGACUACGAUUUAAAUAUUUUAGCUGGGUAUGCACGUUUCGGGGGAAGUACACACGAUGCAUUUAUUUGGGAAAAUUGUAAAGUUAGGCAAUUAAUGCAGCAACAAUAUGAGCAGAACAUAUACACGUGCUGGCUUAUUGGCGAUUCCGGAUACCCCCUUCAGCCUUGGUUAAUGACACCUUACCGAAAUCCUGAAACUAGGGGCGAAGAAAAUUUCAAUAAUCACCACAUACAAGCUCGUAACUGCAUUGAGCGAUUGAAUGGUGUAUUAAAAAAAGUAUUCGCGUGUUUGUCAAGUGAUCGCGGCAUUCUUUUCAACCCAGUUUAUUCUCUUGGUGAAAUAAGUCCGUAUAUGAAGGAUG